GAGGAGGGCAAGAGAUCAGCAGCCACCACCACCACCAGCAGCAGCAGCAGCGAAUGACGGGCCGAGGGAGGCAUCAGCAGAGAGGAGGGGGAGGGAGGUAUUUUAAGUGAGGGUGGCUGGGUGUUGAUGGGAGGGUUCCGUCCGUCCAUCCACAUUGCUGUGUAUAUAUGUAUUUGUGCAGGGGAGGGUGGCUGGGUUGGUUGGUUGUAUUUAGCUUACUCAUCACACCACUCGUGUGUGUGGCUGACAGAUUGACAUCAAUCACAAGCUACGGGCACGUGUGAAGCGAGGCGAGGCGGGCGAGCAGGGGUGUGUGUGCCGUGUCCUUUGUUUCGUCCCUUUUCUCGGUCUCUCAUGUGUGUGCGUACGUAUGUCUGUGUGGCUGUUUGACCUGUUCAGUUGGAUCACUCAAUGAAAAGAUACACUCAGAUAAAAAGACAGACAGACAGACAGACAGAAAGGGGCGUUUGUAUGUUGUUGGGGGACAUUCUUCAUUCAACGGACGACAUCAGACAGUGUUGUCCUGGCCUCUGUCGUCCUUCACAGACAUAAAAAAGCAACGGAACAGUACGCCGCACACAGACAGAUCAAUAAACGAUGCAGUCGAUAAGAAGAAGAAUCACGUCGGUCGGUCGAUAUCAACACGUACGUCAUGGAGACGACCGCCUCGCCUGCCCUAGCUCUAGCUGAGAAGAGGCUGAGUUCCCUCAGGGGCUGCUCGGAGUUGCCUCCUCUCCGUGACGGAGCGCCACAACUUCACCACGAAACAGGCCCUCUCUCUCCGCCACGCCGCCUCCCGCUCAGGACUCCACAGCGGACCUGCAGCACACACACACACACACACACACACACACGUAGAGAGGGAUAGUCAGUCAGUCAGUCAGACAAUUCAUCUAAGUGUCAGUGUGUUGGUUUUUCCUCGACUCUCUCACCCAGCCAGAUGGCGUAUGCUUCGCGGUCGUGCAUGUGGCAUACGGCGCGGUGGGAGCCCGUUGCAUCAAUGAAGCGCACCUGUCCGUCCGAAACAACACCCCAUGGAAUGAAUGAGUCCCCAGUGACUGACUGUCCGAUCCCCCCGUUGGCUGACCAGCCUGUUGGCCUCCAGUCCGCGAGAUUUGAACUUUUCCCAUAUCAGCUUCACUUGGCUGGACUCCCCUUCGGUUGAGAUAAAGCGGCACAGCCGGCACACCUCUGGGUGGUUUUUGUAUUACACCAGGACGUGCUUGUAGCCCUCGCACUCGUCAGGGAAGGGGCCUUGCCACCGAGGAGGACCGGGAGGCCGCUCGGAAACGUCAAAUACCUUGAGAGGAAAGAUGUCACAACGCCACAUUGAGG
Vitrella brassicaformis is the source of this 1335-nucleotide messenger RNA. Lineage: Eukaryota; Vitrellaceae. The record is from the annotation of a GenBank genome assembly.